Molecule: messenger RNA, 519 nt
Organism: Babesia ovata
Lineage: Eukaryota; Apicomplexa; Aconoidasida; Piroplasmida; Babesiidae
Product: Na+ H+ antiporter
Exons: 5
Coding region: 1-519 (172 amino acids)
Source: RefSeq, a predicted model, not a curated record
AUGGCGCGAGAACACGCCAAGUCGACCAUGGCGGCGAUGGCGUCGCGUAAUACGAAGGCCGCCAAUCGAGCGAAGGCAGCGAUGAAGGCCUUCCGCCAGGCCGUGACCAAGAUUCUUUCAGAUGCGGAAGCGGAAGAUGCGGUGAAAUUGAACGCGGAGACCAUCGCGGCUGCGAUUAAGGACCGAAAGAGCGAUGCCACACGCAUUCUCACACACCUGCACGAAUACUACGAGGAGCUGUCGUCGAUGAAGGAGUCGACGGCUCUAUAUGACUCGCUGUUAAAGGAGCUCAUGGAAUAUUUGGACAAAUUGGAUGCUGUACAAUCACGUCUAUCGCAAGGCACACAUGCCACAAACGUACCUGAGGCUGCAAACGAAACUACUCAUGAACAGAGCGCUAAAGCCGGGGAGUCACAGCAGCUCCAGCAACAAACGCUCCCGAUCAGGUACACUCAUAUCGUUCACACCAAACAACUCAACGUCGAUGCAGGUUUACAUACCCGGUCGAAACGCGAAUGA